Molecule: messenger RNA, 1890 nt
Organism: Notolabrus celidotus (New Zealand spotty)
Lineage: Eukaryota; Metazoa; Chordata; Actinopteri; Labriformes; Labridae
Gene: fancl
Product: FA complementation group L
Exons: 14
Coding region: 266-1381 (371 amino acids)
Biological process (GO): interstrand cross-link repair; protein monoubiquitination
Cellular component (GO): nucleus; Fanconi anaemia nuclear complex
Molecular function (GO): ubiquitin protein ligase activity
Source: RefSeq, a predicted model, not a curated record
AUGUGACGUCACGUGUUUUGCUUUCCAUGGCGGGAUGUGAGGCUCAGAGUUUAGGAAGUGGGUCCAGACUGAAACUGAGUGAUUUUUUGGUUAAAACAGCAACCUUAGCUGACACAUCCGAGUUCAUAUUUUUAAAUUAGGCUUCAGAUUGACAUGUUUUUGUAUAAUCGUCGCUAGUUUAACUUGUCUGGCUUGCUAACGUUGCUAAGUCAGCCAGCCUCCUGGUUUGACACCUGUGUGAAAGUCUGAGUAAUUUAAAGUUGACAUGGAGAGUUUACUGACUACAGAAAACCCUCUGCUCUUACCUGUAAACAAGGAGAAGACAGUUUACGACGGAUUCAUCACUGUGCAGGAACGAGACUUCAGAGUGAGAAUCGCUCUUCCACCAGACCUACAACUGAAGCGAGCCAGGCUGCACUGCUGCUGGCAGCUAAAACACCUGUUGCGUGGAUAUGAGCACACAGUGAAACAGAGGCUGCAGCAGUCGGCCGAUCUUGUCAGUUUCAUUUUGGAGCUGAAGACCGUCUUGGAAGUGUGUCUGAAGACACGCCCUGAGUGCCGCUCCAUCCCGCCUCCUCAGUACUACUCUCAGCUCAUCUCCGAGAUGGAGACGCUCGGCUGGGACAAGCUGCUCUUCAUAGACACAGAGUUCAGGACGUUGAAACUAAAGGCGGAGGAUUCCUCUGGAAGGCAGCACGUCCUCACUAUUAAACUCAAGUCGAAGCACCCUGCAGAAGCUCCUGAAUGCUCAGCUGACCUUCCCAUCCCUCUGGCUGUAACAUGGACACUUCAGAGUACCCUGGACCUCCUCCACAGUCAAUUCCUGCUGGUUUUGGAGUCUCUGACAGAGUUCUGGGACGUCCUGGAUGAGAUUGACAGUAAGACCUGGAUACUGGAGCCAGAAAAACCCAGCCGCUCUGACACCAUGAGGCGCAUCGCCAUCGGAAACAACGUAUCCAUCAAAGUGGAGGUGGAUCCCAGACACCCCAAGAUGCUGCCAGAGUGCUGCCUGCUGGGAGCCGAGCAUGCGGUGACUCCGCUGAGGAAUAAGCUCAACGCCAACAUGCACUUGUGGAACCCGGACUCCAGCGUCUUGCACAACCUCCGGGAUGUUUUGGAGAUCGAAUUCCCGUCACCUGCCACCCACGAAAAAUCUAGUUUCAGUGUUGAGUGUGGCAUCUGUUACGCUUACCGUCUUGAAGCUGCGAUCCCUGAUCAGGUGUGUAAUGACCCUCGCUGUGGCCAGCCCUUUCACCAGGAAUGUCUCUAUGAGUGGCUGCGAGCGCUGCCCUCCAGCCGGCAGAGCUUCAACAUUGUUUUUGGAGAGUGUCCUUACUGCAGCAAGCCCAUCACUGUGAAGAUGUCAGCCCAGAAGUCCUGAAACGCCUCCCUGCCUUCCUCCUUAUUCAAAAGGCAUUAAAUGCACUUUGGCAAACUCCAAGAACAGCGCCCAGGAAGAGGACAGCGCCCACAUAGGCUAACCAGCUAAACAUCCCCCUCCCCUGUUUUGGACCUGCUUCCUGUUUUGGACCUUGAAGAGCAGACUCUUCCCGUUCUCGGUGACAGUCUCUCUGCUCGCUUUCCAACCACUGCUGGUACCUGAGGUCCUCUCUGUGUUGCAGCAGCCUCUCAUCAAACCUGUCCCAGGGGUCCAUGUGUGUCUCCUUCACUUCACAGUCAGUCGGGGUGUGGUUCCUCCUUAGUGGGCGGACUUGUCGCCCUGAGGUCACAGUGAGGUCUUCUGUUUUACAGCAGCUCCGUUUGGAUUUAGUGUUCUGUCAAAGAGGGUAAUAUAUGUGUUUGCUUCUUAAAAGUGAUACUAAUGACAUGUGUUCUGAACUGUAUGUGAAGAACUGAACAUAAAUAAAGUUGUGUUAAAGAUUAAACUGA